Dryobates pubescens (Downy woodpecker) is the source of this 1635-nucleotide messenger RNA. It is a transcript of the gene NDE1, whose product is annotated as nudE neurodevelopment protein 1. Gene Ontology annotation, cellular component: kinetochore; centrosome; kinesin complex. Lineage: Eukaryota; Metazoa; Chordata; Aves; Piciformes; Picidae. The coding region runs from base 38 to 1066 and encodes 342 amino acids. Gene Ontology annotation, molecular function: microtubule binding. The transcript is spliced from 8 exons. The record is from RefSeq and is a predicted model, not a curated record. Gene Ontology annotation, biological process: centrosome localization; cell migration; vesicle transport along microtubule.
AAAAUGAAAGAAGAGUUUUAAGCUUUGAAGAGUCAUCAUGGAAGAUUCGGAAGGGCAUCAUUUCAGCUCAGUGGAAGAGGAAGCCAGAUACUGGAAAGAGAUGGCUAUGAAAUACAAGCAGCAUGCUGAGAACACACAGGAGGAACUGCAGGAGUUCCAAGAAGGGAGUCGAGAGUAUGAAGCUGAACUGGAGACUCAGCUACAGCAAACAGAGUCCAGAAACAGAGACCUCCUGUCAGAAAACAAUCGUCUGAGAAUGGAGCUGGAGUCAAUCAAAGAAAAGAUUGAAAUGGAGCAUUCAGAAAGAUACCGGCAGAUCUCUGCGCUGGAAGAUGACUUGGCACAGACAAAAGCUAUUAAGGAUCAACUUCAGAAAUACAUUCGAGAACUCGAGCAAGCAAAUGAUGACUUGGAAAGAGCAAAAAGAGCCACUAUAAUGUCCCUGGAAGAUUUUGAGCAGCGUUUGAACCAGGCUAUUGAACGAAAUGCUUUUCUGGAGAGUGAGCUGGAUGAGAAGGAGAACCUUCUGGAGUCUGUGCAGCGCCUGAAAGAUGAAGCUAGAGAUCUACGACAAGAGCUUGCAGUGCAGCAGAAACAGGAGAAACCCAAAACACCAAAGCGAGCUGCCCUGGAAACAGAGAGAACAGACACUGCAGUUCAAGCAUCCUUAUCUGUGCCUGCGACUCCCUCCGUGCACCGGACACCCAACAUUAACAGACACACGCCUAUGACACUUAGGAGAGGUCUCGAGGACAGUUACAGUGCCACUCCUCUCACACCUGCUGCAAGAAUAUCUGCACUUAACAUUGUGGGAGACUUGCUGCGAAAAGUGGGAGCUUUGGAGUCCAAACUUGCAUCUUGCCGAAACUUUGUGUAUGACCAGUCUCCAAACAGAGCCACCGUGUCCAUGAGUAUGAACAGAGAUGUCCUUGAAACACGCCUGAGCCCUCACCAGCCUCUGUGUGAUACGGGGUUAAUGAGACGCCUGGAGUUUGGGACACAGCCUUCAAAUGUUCCAGGACCAAUGAGCCAUCCCUCACAAAGCGUUGUCAAGAUGCUGCUAUGAAAAGCCUGAUUGGCUUUGGAAAAGUUAGAAAUGAAAUAUGUAUUUUACACUUUAGUUUUUAAGGGAAUAUCACUGAACAAUCAGGCAGCAGUCUCAGGGUAGGUGAGAGCUGAACAAGAAACUGCUGUUGGCAAGAAACUGCAGUUGGCAGUUGCUUACUGUGUCCUUGCCUGCUCUGGCCUCUUGGACAGUUUCUCUGGGCAGUGUGAUAAAUCAAUGCUGUCUAGCAGUGCAGGACUUAGAAUUGCUUCCUACAUCAGUUGCUCUAAAUAAGUCACUUUCAAAGAGCUCUCCUGACACUGCCAGUAAAGCCAUUGUCCCUCUACCUACAGCAGAGAAGCAUUCCCUGUUGCAGCUGCUCAGAGUUUGGCUUUUGGUCUUCAUACAGCAUCAUGCUGUUCCAGCUUAAGUUGUGGUUGUGCUGGCUUUCUGUCAUUGAUCUUGAGUGUUGCAGUCCCCUGAAUUAGAGUGCUUUAUGUGAAGAUAGGUGUAUUUCUGCAGGGAAGCUGCUCAGCUCUUUGUGGGAUGUUUGCUGGUCAGAGUCUUGCUGCACAGGAACCUUUCUGUAG